AUGAUUUUGUCUAUAAUAAUUCGUUUAUUACUUUCAUUUCGUCGUGAAAAAAUUUUAACAAAACAAGGAUCAAAAUAUAAUAGUUCAAUAAUAAUUUCACAAUGUGGAUCAAAACGAAUAAUGCAUUUUAAUAGUUUAUUAAAUGGUUCCCAAGCACAAAUUGAUUUAAAUCGAAUUGAUUAUCCAUGUUUUGAUUAUAUUCAAUUAAUGAUUACUUCUUUAAUUUAUUAUCCAUUUGUAUUAGAUGAAAAAAAUAUUUUAAUUAUUGGUCUUGGUGGUGGAACACUUGCACGUGCUAUUAGAAAAAUUUAUCCAAUGUCAUUUAUAACAAUUAUUGAAAUUGAUCCACUUGUUAAUGAAAUGGCACAAAAAUAUUUCUUUUUUCAAGAAGAUUCGAGAAUGAAAGUUUUUCUUAUGGAUGGACGAACAUUUUUAAACAAUUUAUCAAAUCAAAAUCAUUAUGAUAUUAUUUUUCUUGAUGCAUAUGAUUUUAAUAGUGGAUUACCUUCACAUAUGAAAACACAAGAAUUUUUUUUUGAAGUUAAAAAUUGUUUAAAUCAAAAUGGAGGUUUAUUAAUUGUAAAUCUUGUUUGUAUAUAUAAAUCUUAUUUAAAUGUUCGUCAAACGAUAAAUUCUGUUUUUAAUCAAACAAAUUUAAUAACAUAUCGUUCAAAUGAUUUUGUUAAUAUGAUUCUUAUUGCAUCACCAUUUAUUCAAUAUACUCCAAAUAUAAAUGAAAAAACUCAAAUACUUAAUGAAAUCAAACAAAAAUUAUCAAUUGAUCCUUAUUCGUUAUUUAAAAGAAAAGAAGAACAAUCUUCAAAUAAAAAUAUUUCAGCAAUAAUUUAUACAGAUAAUAUGCAAUGUCUUGAAAAUGAACAAGAAAUGUCAUUAACACAAUUUAUUAGUGUUGUCUAA
This is a messenger RNA of Adineta steineri, 918 nucleotides long. Lineage: Eukaryota; Metazoa; Rotifera; Eurotatoria; Adinetida; Adinetidae. The record is from the annotation of a GenBank genome assembly.